Messenger RNA from Bemisia tabaci, 1091 nucleotides. It is a transcript of the gene Ddrgk1, whose product is annotated as DDRGK domain containing 1. Lineage: Eukaryota; Metazoa; Arthropoda; Insecta; Hemiptera; Aleyrodidae. Gene Ontology annotation, molecular function: ubiquitin-like protein ligase binding. The record is from RefSeq and is a predicted model, not a curated record.
CGUAGGUUAUGUUCUUGUUUACCUACUGCAUCACCACAAUCAAACGAGUUUCUUUCAAAGUGUUUUAUCAAUUAAUUUUCAAAUGAAUUUUUUCAUAAUUCUGUGAUCUUCUACAAACACCAUGGAUCUAACCCUAGUCUUGUCGCUUGUAUCUGCUGCCGUAGUUGCUGUGCUCCUCGGAAUUGUACUCCUCAGAGCUGGUAAGAAGAAAGAAAAGCAACAAGUGGCCCCAGAAGCUCGAAAUGCACCAAGACCUGUCGGACCAAGAGGAAGGAGGAGGCUAGUCCAGCAUCGUGCUCAACUUGAAGCAGUUGAAGGAGGCGGAAGCGAGGAUGAAGAAGAGGCCCAAGCGCGGCCUGCCGUAAAAAUUGAAGUCCCAGAAGGGGCCAAGAUAGGAGCCAAAAAGAUGGCCAAACUUCAGGCGAAACAGGAACGCCGCAUUCAGAGAGAGGCUGAAGAAAGAGAUCGAGAAGAGAAGAAAAAACUGGCAGAAGCAGCAGAGGAAGAAAGGAAAAAGCAGAAGGAAGCUGAGGAAGAGCUGGAGAAGCAAAGGGAAGAGGAGGAAAGAAAAAUGCGUGAAGAAAGGGAAAGGAGAGAGCAGGAGGAAUACGAAGCAAUGAAAGCUACAUUCGUAAUCGAGCAGGAAGGAUUCGAUGAAGGAGUUGAUGAGAAAGCAGAGGAGAAUUUGUUGCAAGAAUUCAUAGCUUAUAUUAAGAACAAUAAAGUGGUGGUUUUAGAAGACUUGGCUGCACAUUUUAAAUUGAAAACUCAAAAUGUAAUUGACAGAAUUGAUGAUCUGCAGAAAGCAGGGACUCUCACAGGUGUAGUAGAUGACCGGGGAAAAUUCAUUUAUAUUUCUCAAGAGGAGCUUGAAGAAGUUGCAAAGUUUAUCAGAAGAAGAGGACGCGUCUCGAUUGCAGAGCUGGUCGAGAACAGUAAUUCUUUCAUUAAUUUGACUCCUGUUUCCAACGACACACCUGUUUCCUAAGUCUACCUCGUGUACAGUCUCUGUUUGUGUUUGUAAAUUUUCUUAUUUUUCCACUGUUAUUUUUAAGUUUUGUUAAAAUAAAGUCAGAUUUUAUUUUAAUUCA